AUGUGGUCGUGGUUUGGUGGUGCUUCGGCGCAGGCGAAGAAGGAUGUGCCUAAAAAGGCCAUUCUCGAGCUACGGCAGCAGCUAGAAAUGCUGCAGAAAAGAGAGAAGUACUUAGAAGCUCAGAUGGCAGAGCAAGAUGCUCUUGCUAGGAAAUAUGUCACUUCAAAUAAGAAUGCUGCCAAAGCGGCCUUACGAAGGAAAAAAGGCCACGAACGGUACCUUGAACAAACUACAGCCCAAAUUAUCCAAAUGGAACACCACAUAUACUCCAUCGAAUCCGCAAAUCUUAAUCAAGAGACUUUUAAUGCAAUGAAGAAUGCAGGUGCUGCAAUGAAACAUAUUAAUAAAGGGCUUACAAUCGAAAAUGUUGAUGCAGUAAUGGAUGACGUACGCGAACAACAUGCAAUAUCCGAAGAAAUCGCAAACGUAAUCUCGAGUGCUCCCAUGGGCGAUACAGUUGACGAAUCAGAACUGGAGAUAGAGCUUGAUGGCCUGGAACAAGAAGCCAUCGAUGAGCGGAUGCUUAAGACGGGAACUGUUCCUGUUGGAGAUAGGCUUGAUUCUCUACCCGUUGCGGCAAAUGGAGAGCUCAAAGGCAAGACCAAAGCACAGAUCGAAGAAGAGGACGAAGAGGCUGAACUUGAGAAAUUGAAAGCUGAAAUGGCUAUCUGGAAACCUCGCAGCGCCAUCUUUUGA
Molecule: messenger RNA, 696 nt
Organism: Coccidioides immitis RS
Lineage: Eukaryota; Fungi; Ascomycota; Eurotiomycetes; Onygenales; Onygenaceae
Product: SNF7 family protein
Exons: 5
Coding region: 1-696 (231 amino acids)
Biological process (GO): vesicle budding from membrane; late endosome to vacuole transport via multivesicular body sorting pathway
Cellular component (GO): cytoplasmic side of plasma membrane; multivesicular body; ESCRT III complex
Source: RefSeq, a predicted model, not a curated record